This is a messenger RNA of Bicyclus anynana (squinting bush brown), 449 nucleotides long. Its product is annotated as pancreatic trypsin inhibitor-like. Bases 33 to 386 code for a protein of 117 amino acids. Gene Ontology annotation, molecular function: serine-type endopeptidase inhibitor activity. Lineage: Eukaryota; Metazoa; Arthropoda; Insecta; Lepidoptera; Nymphalidae. The transcript is spliced from 4 exons. The record is from RefSeq and is a predicted model, not a curated record.
UAUUAUUUGAAAUUCAUAGUAGAAACAAAAAAAUGGGUCAACUUUUGCGAUAUGUUUUAAUCAUCGUUAUGGUGUAUCAAAUAAAUGCUUUUGAAGCAGAGUCUGAUCCUAUAGGGAUAGAUGAUGUAGAUGCACAAAGUAGUGAUGCCGUUCCUAAUGAAUUCGACGCAGCAUCAAGAUCUGGUGCAUUCAGAAGUCAACAAAGGCCAGCUUUUUGCUACUACGACCCUGACAAAGGCCCAUGUAACGGUAGAUAUCCGAGAUUUUACUACGAUUAUACACAGAACAUCUGCAAGUUUUUCUUCUAUGGCGGUUGUGGUGGAAACCCAAACAAUUUCAUUACCCAAACACAAUGUAUGAGGGUUUGUAAGAGUUACUACCAAUGACUAUGAGUAUAUUUAUAUAAAUAUAGUGUUUAUUUAAAUAAUAAAUAAAUGGGUUUAGCAAUU